Messenger RNA from Paramuricea clavata, 5450 nucleotides. The record is from the annotation of a GenBank genome assembly. Lineage: Eukaryota; Metazoa; Cnidaria; Anthozoa; Malacalcyonacea; Plexauridae.
AAAACUUGGCAAAAGUUUUGCAAAAUCAUCAUCGAUCAUGCAAAUCAGACGAUGCUUUUGUCCCAAUGGCGAAAAAAAUCAUUACAAUUUUGUUCCACGACUAGAAGAUGUAUCUUUGGCUUAGCAUAGGUAAUCCUACGUGCUUUAUUUUUGUAUUGAUGUAUUGAAAUUUGUUUAUUUUCUCCUGAUCAUUUCGCUAUUAAAUACGUCUUAUAUAAUAUAGGUAUCUGAAUGGUGGUGUGAAAGGGCAUAUCAAUUGUUUUGUGACAUGUCUGGUGAAUUUCGUCGUUCUUGUAAUUUUAAAGUAUUAACGAAACCUCUUGGGAAUUUCUUUGUAUUUUUGCUCUUUCAUCAUGGCUGCGAAUUCCAGUCGCUACCACAUGGCUACCUUAAAAAUAGUUCUUGUUGGCUCAGAAGCAGUUGGCAAAACGAGCCUAUUAAUUCGUUUUCAUCAGAAUACUUUUCCUAGCUUAUACGUUCCCACCGUAUUUGAUUCGUAUUGGAAAGAGGUCUCGGUCGACGGCAAUGAAUAUGGCCUGCUUUUGUGGGAUAAUUCUGGCAACGACGACUACAUUCGCUUGCGUCCACUCUCAUACCCACAAACUGACGUCUUUCUCGUGUGUUUUGACAUCAAUAACAGGGAAUCGUUUGUCCAGCUGCAAAAUACCUGGCUUCCUGAGGUGAAACGAUAUCAACAUGGAACCCCAAUAAUUAUUGUUGGUAAUAAGAUGGAUAUAAGAUCAGAAAGGUGUGUGAGCUUAAUGCAUUGACGCCUAACACUUUCCCUAUACAAAAGUAACAAAACAAGAAAACCAUGUUCUGGCUGGCAUUUGAUGGAGGGGGAGGUGAGGUGGUGCACCCCAACAGGUUGACCCCCACCCCAACAGGUUGAAAUUUCCAUGUACAAAAUCCUUUAUUUUAAAAAAAUCAACAAAAAAUCCUAUAUAUACCUGACCAUGAUACUUACCACAUUAUUAGUGAUGGCGAUACCAGAAUUUUUUCUAUUAUCUAUUUCGAAACGUAAAUAAACACAAAAUUUCUAUUUUCUAUACCGGAAAUGAGUACUUCAAUUAUUUGCUAGUAUUGGUUACUUUUGAUACCUGUUGGUCAGCGGGAAAAAAAUAUUACUGUAUGUAACCUAAAUAAAGCUAUAAGUAAACCAAAAGCACAAAACAUAAUAAAUAUUUCUAUACAUGACUUUGCGCACCACAUUUUGAAUAUUAAGAGUUAUUUUAGUGGUUUAUGAGUUUCUUAUUCAUUACCAAUAAUAGCCUGCGAACAGGCUCUCAAGCUGAAUUGAGAGCCUGCAUCGAUGACUAAUGAAUUUGAAUAUCUGCCCCAUAACGUUCGUUUUUCCAAAUAUGGAAUGUCUAUCCUUAUAUGGUGUUGUUUACAACUUUCGUGCAAACUAAAUUUAGACCGUGCAAACUAAAUUUAGACCGUACAGUUUAUACUGUUUUUCGAAAUAUAAGAUAUUCAAGCAAAAGUUCAAAUGUUUUAAAUACUGUUUUCUCAAAACAGAACAUUUUGUGCUUUGGGAAAGAUGGCCAAGACCGAUUUGAUCAGUUAAUGUGUUUUUUAUGCAUAGUGCUUCAGCAGUUGACAUAUAUAGAGCUCAGCGGAAACAUAUAAGUUAUAGCAUCUGACCAAUGAGAAUUUUGCGUCACGAUUUGAGACGCAGAUAUUCAAAUUCAUUAGUCAUCGAUGCAGGCUCUCAAUUCAGCUUGAGAGCCUGUUUGCAGGCUAUACCAAUACCUAGUGAAGUUAAACAAAUCGUCUAAAAAGGGUACAAGUAUCAAAUGAUACCACAUCAGUAAGCCCGCUGUGUGUGGUAUUGUUGGUAUCAAAUACCGAGUACUUGGAAUCGCCCAUUACGAUUCACUACUUGUAUAUACAUGAACUGGUGGUUAUAACUCGAAAACUGUCUCUCUGUAGCUCAGUUGUGUAGAGGGCUCCCCUAGGAAUUGCAGGGCCGCAUGUAGUUAGCCCAUCAAGUAAGUAAGAGAACAAAGUACUGUCAGUAUACUGUAUACAGUAUAUGGUGUGGUAACAGGCUCAGCACGAGGCUUCAUGCUGCAAUGUUCGAAAUCUGCUUUCAGUUUGAAUUCCCGAAUCCUAACAAACUGUGAAUAACUUGUAUUCUGACUAAAUACACUACAAAAUUUCAAACCUUAAGAUAAUGUUAAUUGUAGAUGGAAAGACACUUCAACUAUUAUUCAAUCGAAUUUUGAUAUUUACCCAUAACCUAACAUGGCAGUACCCUACACAUGAAUUUGUAGUUAGACAACUGGCCUCUGUAGCUUGGUUAGAUGGCUGCACUGGAACUGUGUCUUACAGGGUCCUGCCAGGGACCUAGCUAUAUGUGCAUUUUUAGCUUCUUUUCCGGCCAUGUUGGGUCUAAUAAAUUAAUUAAUGUAUAUAAAUUUUCAAUCAAUAAUUUCCAUCUUAUACAUACCCUUCAACUAUUAUUCAAUCGAAUGAGAUGCCGACAAAAUCUUGAUAUUAAUUUACUCAUAUUUGUAUGUAACUUAGCAUGGCAGUACCCUACAUGAACUUGUGGUUAGAGUUCGACAACUGGCCUCAGUAGCUCGGUUGGAGCACUGCACCGGUAUCGCAGGGCCACAGGUUCAAUUCCUGCCAGGGACCUAUAGGUGCAUUUUUCGCAGCUGUUCCUGGUAAGUCUAAUAAAUGUAUUUUAAUUUCCACUUGAUAAUUUCCAUCUACAAUACCCUUAUUAUUCAAGGAGUAGUAUAUUAUAUACAGGGAUGCCGGAACUGGGGGGGCAGCUGCCCCUCUUGCCUUUUGCUAGGAGGGGCAAGGAGGGCAGAAGUGCCCUUUGAGUUGUAAAAUACUACCUGAUAAAUUACAUUUCCAGUGAUGCUUUUUGGGCAAAAUCAUGAGGUGUGAUCUUGAAUGUGACCUGAUUAAGUGCGUUUGCUUUCAUUGGCAAGUCAACACAUAAUUGUAUCGUAGGUUUAUAUCUUCACCAGGGUCUAUAGAGGUGCCCUUUGGUGUACGUUUGCCCCCCUUGCCUUUUUAUCGUUCCGGAGUCCCUGAUUAUAUAUAAAUGAACUUGUGGUUAUAGAGCUCCACAACUGGCCUUUGUACCUGUAGCUCAGUUGGUUGGGUUUACCAUGCCCCCCCCCCCAUACCCUUUAGCAUCACCCCUGUUUACAUGGAGUAAAUGUAUGUAAUCCGCUGUAGAAAGCACAGACUGCCUGAACUUCAACGUUUUAUUGAUGUUUUUAAUAUAUUUUCUCUAACACUAAAAGUAAAGACAAAGUUACUCCAUUACAGACUUGCAGCGAUUUAUAUUCGGAGUGUUUAUAGACAUUAGCUAGAAGAUUAAAAAAAUCGGCAAUCUAUUGAAAUUGGGAAUUUCAUCGACAUUCAGACCGGAUUUUUUCUCCGUGUUUCAUAUCUGAUGAGAAUGGCCUAGCGCCAGCUGAGUUAAUAAAAUUGACACUUUUGAAGUGCAAGUCACUUCACUCACUUGACAUUGUUUUGCGUACUAAAAACAGACAGAUAUAUAUUUUAGGAUACGUGACAUCUUCGCAACACUUAUCUGAUACCCAGUUUUACUUCAGCAAAGUUUGAAGUUGAACAAUAUUUUAUCUAAUGCUGUAUAUAAUAUUUACGUUUUUUGCUGAUCUAAAUUGUGAAAUUACUGGCUAUAAACGUAAUUUUGAAAACGGCGCAUAAAGCCGAAUUUUUUACUCUAGCUAACACCCUGAUAUUUCACCAAAUGAUAAGUAGACGUCGCAAAUCGAUAAAUUGCUGUCAGAUGCGAUGACUGAUGGCUAAUUUUGAGAACACUGGUGAUUCUGAAAAUAAACUUUGAAAAUAAACAGCCUUAAGUUUUCACAUUCAUGCAAAUCUAGUGCAUGCUGUCAUUUUUUGGCAAUGGGUCAGUGAUCAGCUUCUUGAGCAUUUCUGCCAAGGUUUGUGUGCAUUGUUAUAUUUUAAUUAAUUAUUGUCGGUGCUAACUUGUUCACUGUCUACUUGGCGGUAACACUAUACACACUAACUGUAAUUGUAAUUGUAAUUUGUAACAUUUUGUAACUCAGUAUGAGACACAGGAACUGAAAUUUACAUUAUUUUGUUUCUACUAUUAUUAAAUAAUACCACUAAAAUACUGUAGUAGAUUCUAGCCCCGUUUACACUACGCUCAAUUUUUGGUACAGCACGGAUAAAAUUGGUAUACCCGUACCACUUUUUUUGGUUCUUGGACUAUCUAUUUAGCUAAGCCCCGUUUACACUACGCUCAAUUUUUGGUACCGUACCGCUUUUUGGUUUUUGGUCCUAAAUAGGUAGUCCAAGAACCAACAAAGUGGUACGGGUACCAAUUUUAUUCGUGCCGUACCAAAAAUUGAGCGUAGUGUAAACGGGGCUUCUGAAGUUUCCUAUUCCGUCAGAAGAUCCGCUCCAGAGUCUUAUCCAGCAUCUGAAAGUUUGGUGUCCAAAUUGGCCAUUUUGGGCCAUCAUAGCCAUGGUAACUUAGAAUAACAAGCUUUCGUUAGUAGGGAUGCAACUACCUGAAAAAUACAAGGAGAAUUUCGACGUUUCGAGCGAAGGCCCUUCGUAACUUAGAAAAUUACGUAUACUUUUGUAUUUGAGCGAAAACAUAAUUGCUACAUUUUUAAAACCACUUAUCUUUCUUUUAAACAACUCUGAAAUUCCCUGAAGUAGCGAUAGUAAGUGUAUUCACAUAAACUCUCCGCGAACGACUUGAAUGUUUUACUGUGUUGGCGUGGUCAUGAGCUGUGAAAAUGAAGUAAAUAACGUAGCAGUUUGAACAACUACUGCGUACUAGAAUGCUCAAGGGAAUGCAAAUUACAGUCACCUUUGUCUUGGAGCCGAAGAUGCUAUUGUUGAUGAGCACGUUCGAUUCUCGUCGUUUUUUCCAAACUCUCUAAAUUUAAACCCUUUGACGGAGGAGGGGACAGAGUAUUCUAAAGGGCUAAAGUUGUAGUAUUUUUGAAAUAGAAUGGUGCGAGUAGCCGGUGUCCCAGUUGAUUUGGACCUCUGUAGAUUUGGACCUCCGGUCCAUUUGGACCCCCGAUCUAGAUAUAACUAGCUGAAAAUAUAAGCAGAACUUCAACAUUUCGAGCGAAGGCCUCAAACCUCCCGACAGACUGGGCCUUCCUUGAAAAUGUCAAAGUUUUGUCUAUAUUUUCAGCUAUAGCUAGUUGUAUACCUUUAACACCGCACCUGUCUCUUAUCGUCUACCCACACUGGCACCGACAGUUCAAGUCCUUAAAAACUUUUUUAAUGUGAGAUGUGAGCAAUCUCCCAUGAAGCACCUCAAAGGUUCAUUGAUCAAUGUUACUGUAUGUCAUGAUUUUUUAAUGUUUUCGUUUUCUUUCUUUCUGGAUUUUAGCCAGCUUGAGAAUGCUGCAAAUGACUUUGUAUUACAUGUGGAAGGCGUGCGUUUGGCUUUAAGAGAAGGU